GGCCCCCCGGGGCCUCGGCGGCUGCGGAAAGCGAGGCGCCCCGGCGCAUGCACAGUGAGGUUCCACGUGAGCGCCUGCGUUUCUUCUCAAACCUAACGAUGCCGCCGGAACGGAGGAAACGAAUGAAACCCGACCGGAGGGCCGCAGCAAGGCCGAACCGGAAGACCCAAAAGAGGCCGAAUUGCAGAGCCCGAGCGGGGCCGGGCGGGCCGCCCCGAAAGGCUGCCUCUUCAUCCCCCCGGAAACCGCCGGCCCGGCUAGGCGCGGCGGCCGCUGCACUGGCGGUCGCGGCGGCGGAGGAAGAGAGACGACUCCGGCAGCGGAACCGCCUGGCGCUGGAGGAGGACAAACCCGCCGUGGAGCGGUGCCUGGAGGAGCUGGUCUUCGGCGACGUCGAGGACGAUGAGGACGCGCUGCUGCGGCGUCUGCGGGGCCCGCGGGUUAAAGGACAUGAAGACUCAGGUGACUCAGAAGUGGAGAAUGAAGCAAAAGAUAAUUUUCCAACUCAAAAGAAGCCAGUUUGGGUGGAUGAAGAAGAUGAAGAUGAAGAAAUGGUUGACAUGAUGAAUAAUCGGUUUCGGAAAGAUAUGAUGAAAAAUGCCAGUGAAGGUAAACUUUCAAAAGACAACCUUCGGAAGAGACUUAAAGAAGAAUUUCAGCAUGCCAUGGGGGGAGUACCUGCCUGGGCAGAUACAAAAAAGCAGAAAACCUCUUCAGAUGAUGAAAGUGAAGAGGAUGAAGAUGAUUUGUUGCAAAGGACUGGGAAUUUCAUAUCCACAUCAGCUUCUCUUCCAAGAGGAAUCUUGAAGAUGAAGAACUGCCAACAUGCUAAUGCUGAACGUCCUACUACUGCUCGAAUCUCAUCUGUGCAGUUUCAUCCUUGUGCACAAGUUGUGAUGGUUGCUGGAUUAGAUAAUGCUGUAUCACUGUUUCAGGUUGAUGGAAAAACAAAUCCUAAAAUCCAGAGCAUAUAUUUGGAAAGGUUUCCAAUCUUUAAGGCUUGUUUUAGUGCUAAUGGAGAAGAGGUUUUAGCCACGAGUACCCACAGCAAGGUUCUUUAUGUCUACGACAUGCUAGCAGGAAAGUUAAUUCCUGUGCAUCAAGUGAGAGGUUUGAAAGAGAAGAUAGUGAGGAGCUUCGAAGUCUCCCUAGAUGGGUCUUUCUUGCUCAUAAAUGGCGUCGCUGGGUAUCUUCAUUUGCUAUCAGUGAAGACCAAAGAACUGAUUGGUAGCAUGAAAAUUAAUGGAAUGGUUGCGGCAUCCACAUUCUCUUCAGAUAGUAAGAAAAUAUAUGCCUCUUCAGGUAAGUUAAUGAUGAGAGACACUUUGGAUGUUUUUACAUUUCAACUUUGCAGCUCUAAUUGUGGAGUGGUAAACUUAUAUAAUCAAGAUUCUUGUCUCAAAGAAACAAACCCAAAGCCAAUAAAAGCUAUAAUGAACUUGGUUACAGGUGUUACUUCUCUGACCUUCAAUCCUACUACAGAAAUCUUGGCAAUUGCUUCAGGAAAAAUGAAAGAAGCAGUCAGAUUGGUUCAUCUCCCUUCCUGUACAGUAUUUUCAAACUUCCCUGUCAUUAAAAAGAAGAAUAUUUCUUAUGUUCAUACCAUGGAUUUUUCUCCCAGAAGUGGUUACUUUGCCUUGGGGAAUGAGAAGGGCAAGGCUCUAAUGUAUAGAUUGCACCAUUACUCAGACUUCUGAAGAUUAUUUGAAAUCCAAUUGAGCCACAAGAGAAACCCGUCCUGAUAUAUCUUCUCAGAAACUUUCCUGAAUGUGUGAUAAUAUAUGACUAAUGAUUUAUAGAGCCAGCUAUGCUUAAGUUAACAGUAGUGUCUUAAUAAACAUAUGGCAGCUUUUGUUUGAAAA
Messenger RNA from Microcebus murinus (gray mouse lemur), 1862 nucleotides. NCBI's taxonomy places the organism in Eukaryota, Metazoa, Chordata, Mammalia, Primates, Cheirogaleidae. The record is from RefSeq and is a predicted model, not a curated record.